Amphiprion ocellaris (clown anemonefish) is the source of this 1714-nucleotide messenger RNA. RefSeq names its product Ig-like V-type domain-containing protein FAM187A. Bases 1 to 1284 code for a protein of 427 amino acids. The record is from RefSeq and is a predicted model, not a curated record. Lineage: Eukaryota; Metazoa; Chordata; Actinopteri; Pomacentridae. The transcript has 5 exons.
AUGGUUUUUAACUCCUUCUCCCUGCUCCUCCUCCUCCUGCUGUCACUACAGGUGUGGAGCUAUGAGGCUCCAGAGGACAAGCAGGAUGUAUUUGCUACAAGAGCCUGUCCUGCCUUUCUGACCUUCAUCAACGCUGCCUACCUGGCAGGAGUUACCGUGGAGCUGCCAUGUCACUGCAAACCACAACAGGUCCAAUCAGUAGUGUGGUUCUUUAGGAAACAUUUGGGCAGCUACGAGGACACCAGAGCCUUGAGUGAUCGCCAUGGCAACAAGCUGCUAGACUCCAGUCAGGUCCCUCACAGUGGAGACUUGAGAAGCCGAUUCUCCAUCCGGCUCUUCAGCCUGCUGAUCUUCAGAGCGGGACCCGGAGACUCUGGCAUCUACAUCUGUGGCUCCGCUCACCAGGACUUCUUCUAUGGUUAUGACCUGGACAUCCAGAAAGCUCUCACAAUCAGCUUCACUCAGAGCAAGAACAAAAGAAGACAAGCCAGCAAAAGACUCCUCACUUCUGAGUGGCUGUACCAAGUCUUCACCAGCUACCGGCCCUGGACGGUGUGUGAUCGUUGUGGCGUUCCAGGAGAGCAGGUCCGUGUGGGACUGUGCUACGUCCACUCCCGCUUCCUGCACGUGCGCUACAGACGGGCCAAUCAGACAGUGGCUUCUUGCGGUUCAGGGGCGGUGCCCAGAGCGUUUGGCAAGAGCUUUAGGCAAAGCAGAGUUGGGGCUAAGUUGAAGGUCAGAAGCUGUCAAGUGACGUGUCCAACUCAACCCCCUCAAUCCUCCAAACUCCUCGCUCUGUUGUCAUUUCUUGGCUACAGUUCUGCCUCCUCACCAGUACGGAUACCAGUGUUCUACCUGAGCCACCCAGCGGACCAAGUUCUCACCCUGGGAUGCCCAGGAGCGCGUCCUAACAUGGCUGUGGCCUGGGAUCGAGGAUCUAAACCCAUCUACCGACAUGAGAACUCAGCAGGCGGUAACCUCGGCGCCACGACCCCGAGGCUAAUUAUAGACACCGGACACCACCUGGUGUUUCAACCAGCAAAAAUUCAGGACUCAGGCGUCUACUACUGCUGGCUGCAGGGUCGCCGGGCUGCUGAGAUACAUCUGCUAGUUUAUGUCCGCUUGGGGCGUGGUCAGUCUCUGUUUUCACAUCCUGACUUCCCAGCAGCUGUAUAUGUGGUGUUACAGUCAUAUGCUGCCAUGACGGCUGUGUUUUGCUUGCUGCUGUUCUUCAGAGCUGUAGUCAGACACCACAGAGACGCUGCAGAAACACAUAUGGAUUAAACCCCGUGAAAUAUAAGUUGUGUUGUUGUUCUUAACCAUUGCAGUAGUAAUGUAAUUUUUUGAGAUACCAGCUACACUAUCACUGUAUUAUUCAGGAACCCAAAACAGGUGCUGAUUGCUAGCACUGUCCUAACGUCAAACAUGCAAAUGUUUGCAGAACACAACACCCAGAUGGAGCUGUCUGAAUCAGAUUUCCUCUGAGAGCAAAACAACCUAGAAGACAACAUGGUUUGCUUUUCUUUGUAUCUUGUCUCGAUGCAGUGAGUUGGCAAUUCCACUGUGGCAGCUUUAGACGAUAAUGACAAGCAUUUUGGAUGCUCUGCUAAAGGCAGGAUGGGAAAAAGUAAAAGGCUACAUUUCCAUAUGCCCAGCAAGCAAACAGCAGGACUUUUAUUUGUAGCAGACUGAUGCUAACAAACUCAGCUGCAAA